Austrofundulus limnaeus is the source of this 1866-nucleotide messenger RNA. RefSeq names its product glucokinase (hexokinase 4) (gene gck). Lineage: Eukaryota; Metazoa; Chordata; Actinopteri; Cyprinodontiformes; Rivulidae. The record is from RefSeq and is a predicted model, not a curated record. Gene Ontology annotation, molecular function: ATP binding; glucokinase activity; mannokinase activity. Gene Ontology annotation, cellular component: cytosol; mitochondrion. Gene Ontology annotation, biological process: glycolytic process; regulation of insulin secretion; intracellular glucose homeostasis.
CUCUGGCAAUCUUGCUCCAUUUAACAAUUUCCUGCUGGCCACUUAACCCAGGGUAAGUAAGUGUUUUCCAUGUCAGAAGUGUUGCCUGUCGAUGAUUUCCCAGGUAACCUAAAAUGGGAACCGCUGAAGCUUCAGGGGCAUCUGUUGGAUCAGCUACACCAAGAGACAAAAGGAUAUGUCUUUCUCGGAACAGCUUCCAGUUGUGUUAGGGUACUGAAGCGACGUCGUCAUCGAGGAUUUCAGCCACAAACAGAAAGGUUGACUCAUUUAUUCCAAUUUUCUUUAAACAUGUAGUCAGUGCUUUGGAUUUAUUUUUAUUUUUUACCAUAUUUGUUUCUUUUUUUGUUGCUUCCUGUGGUGGUUCAAAAUGUAGAAAAUCAAAUUACAUCGCUCCAGCAAUGAAGACAAACCCACUAUUUUGGUAACAAAGCUGUGCACAAGAAUGAAAAUGUAACUUUUUUUAUUCGUCGCUUUGAUUUCUGGACACGUUUUUUUCUAGAAUGAUGCUUGGACUCUUUUUCCACAAAAUGUGAUCAAGAACAAAGACAUUUGUUUUGAUAUUUUUUUGCACCUCAUAUUUGCACGAAUGAAGAAAACCCAUUAAGCCAUUUAUAUUGUCCAGACUUUUGGAUGAUUUCCUUCCACUGUGUACAAGCCAGGCCUGAAAAAACCUGCAGAAAUAUAAAUGUGUUUACAGAGCACUAUGUAAAUCAAAUGCAGCGAAAUUAGGCCUAAUUGGUCUAAUAUUUCAUCGAAGGACAAAACAUUUUUUGAACAUCGUGAAGCUAAGCAGCAUUAGAGCAGAAAGGAGAGGAACUACAAACGUUUGGUGCAGAUCAUCAAUGAUCUGCAGGACCCAGGACUUUACCCUCACUGUCAAAGAAUGGAUAAGGUGGAGCAGAUCCUGUCAGAGUUCAGGCUGAAUGAAGAAGAGCUCGAAGAAGUCAUGAGGAGGAUGCAGCAUGAAAUGAGCAGAGGGCUGCGUUUAGAGACGCACGAAGAGGCCAGCAUCAAAAUGCUCCCGACGUAUGUCUGCUCCACCCCUGAGGGCUCAGAGGUGGGGGAUUUCUUGGCUCUGGACCUCGGGGGGACAAACUUCCGUGUGAUGCUUGUAAAAGUGGGUGAAGAUGAGGAAGGGAUCUUCAAGGUGGAAACUAAACAMCAGAUGUACUCUAUUCCUGAGGACGCCAUGACGGGGACUGCUAAAAUGCUCUUUGAUUACAUAGCAGAGUGCAUGUCUGAUUUUUUGGACAAACACCACAUCAAGCACAAGAAGCUUCCACUGGGGUUCACCUUCUCUUUUCCAGUCCGUCACGAGGACCUUGAUAAGGGAAUCUUGAUUAACUGGACCAAAGGCUUUAAAGCGUCUGGAGCAGAAGGAAACAACGUCGUGGGUCUGCUCAGAGAUGCAAUCAAGAGACGAGGGGAGUUUGAGAUGGACGUGGUCGCCAUGGUGAAUGACACAGUAGCCACCAUGAUUUCCUGUUACUACGAGGACCGCAGCUGUGAAGUUGGGAUGAUCGUCGGCACGGGCUGUAACGUGUGCUACAUGGAGGAGAUGAGGACCGUGGAGCUGGUGGAGGGGGAGGAGGGCCGGAUGUGUGUGAACACAGAGUGGGGGGCGUUUGGAGACAACGGCGAGCUGGAGGACUUCAGACUGGAGUACGACAGAGUGGUGGACGAGGCCUCGAUCAACCCCGGCCGGCAGCUAUACGAGAAACUGAUCAGYGGGAAGUACAUGGGGGAGCUGGUGAGGCUCGUCCUGAUGAAGCUGGUGAAUGAAAACCUGCUGUUCAACGGUGAAGCCUCGGAGCUGCUGAAGACCCGCGGCAGCUUCGAAACACGCUUCGUCUCGCAGGCGGAAAG